AUGGAGCUAAAAAAGUGCAAUGGUUGCAUUAAAUCAGUUAUUGAUUGUCCAACUGAAAGAAUAAAGUGUCCACGUGACAAAAUAUUGUCAAAACAGACUGCUCUUACUAUAAGAGAGUCUUCUUCUGGUAAUGCCAAAGUAAGCACCAACCAUGAAACUAAUAUUUUAUCAGCUCCUCCUGAUAAAGGAAAAGACGUCGGUCCCUCAUUCUGUGUGUUUGCAAGAGGAACAACAUCUGGUACAUCUAAGGGACAACAAAAUGCCUCCAUUGAAGUUGUUACCAACAAAGGUGGCAGCUAUGAAGUUAGUAGUUUAUCAAGUUCGUUUAAUAAAGAAAAAAGUAUCUCCAAUCCAUUCUGUGUAUUUGAAAGAGGAUCAACAUCUGAAACAUGUAAGAGUCAACAAGAUGUCUUCCCUGAAGCGUUUUCAAACAAAGUAGGCACCAACUAUGAAAUUCCUACUUUAUCAGCUAUUUUUGAUAAAGCAAAGAACGCCGGACACUCAUUUCGUGUGUUUGAAAGAGGAUCAACAUCCGGUAUAUCUAAGGAACAACAAAAUGCCUCCACUGAAGUUGUUACCAACAAAGGCAAUAGUGAAGAAUCUAAGCACUUCCGAACGUAUAUUAGAACAUACAAUAAUAUGUUCGCGUUUACCUCACUUGGUGUAACCAAUGAUAAAGAUUUAGCAAGGAGAUAUCAUGGUAUAUAUACAUUUCGAGUUCAAGGACAAAUGUAUCAUUUUAUACCUGAUUUACUUCCCUCUGAUAAAAAAGUUAAGAAUCUGCAGUUAUACUUCUACGAUAACGAAAAUGAACUUGCUAAUAGAAUGGCAUGUUCGAUGAAUAUCAACGAAUCAAUUGUCAAGAGACUUAUGAAUGUUCUAGCAGUUAAUCCAUACUCCAUCUUUCUGAAAUCCCUGGCAAACGUUCCGAAACUAUCUGAUUCUUAUAUCGCACUUAAAUGUGAUCCAUGUCUAGAUCAACGUGUAUAUAAUUUACCUACUGCAACAGAGGUAGCUGGAAUAUGGGUUCAAGAUAAUUCUGCUGAUAUUGUUUCUACGCCACAUAUACGAAUAUAUACCCAUAGUAAUAAGACGCAAUCCGUGAAUUACUAUUACGGAUGUUAUGAUCCUUUGCAAUACCCACUAUUAUUUCCUUAUGGUCAAAACGGCUGGCAUUGUGGUAUUAAAAAAAUUGCACGGACAAAUCAACGUUAUUGCGAACAUGAAGAAUUACCAAGUGUGAAGAACAUGUGUUCCAUCGAUGGAUUUCUUGACAUGGAAGAUCAGGUCCUGAAAAAAGGAAAACGAAAAAGAGAGACGGUUUCUUGCCGUGAGUAUUAUUGUUACAAAUUGCAGAUAAGAGAGAAUGACAAGAACGAAGUAUUACAUUGCGGAAGAUUAUUUCAACAAUUCAUAGUAGAUGUGUUCAUAAAGCUAGAAACAGAAAGACUAGAUUUUUAUUUUUUUAAUCAAGAUUUGUUUCGGAUAGAUAUGCUACAAGGAAUUAUUGAUUUUCUAAGACUUGGUGAAACUGAAGCUUCCAAAAUUGGGAAAAAAACAUUCCUUCCUGUUACUUUCAUAGGAGGGCCGAGAGAUAUGCGUCGGCGGUAUAUGGAUGCUAUCGCAUUAGUCCAGCGUUUUGGAAAACCUGAUCUUUUUAUAACUAUGACAUGUAAUCCAUCUUGGCCAGAAAUAAAACAACACUUGUUAUCAACUGACGAAACUCAAAAUAGACCUGAUUUAGUAUCACGAGUAUUCAGGGCAAAAGUAGAGGAAUUGAAAGCAGAUAUUUUGAAAAGAAAUUUUUUUGGAAAAGUUGCUGCUUUUAUGUAUACUAUAGAAUUUCAAAAACGUGGUCUCCCACAUGCUCAUUUUCUGAUCAUACUUAGUGAUGAAUAUAAAUUAUUAACACCUGAAUCUUAUGAUAAGUUUGUCUGUGCUGAAUUACCUAAUGCUGAUACCGAAAAGCAUCUUUAUUCCCGUGUGCUUCAACAUAUGAUGCAUGGACCAUGUGGACAUGAUAAUAUUGCUUUUUCUGUACAUGGCAACGAAGAAAUAGAUGAAAUCAAAGAAUAUCGAUCUGCUAGGUGGGUAACACCCCCAGAGGCAGCAUGGCGUUUGUUUGAUUUUUCUAUUAGUGAAAUGACUCCGAGUAUUUAUCAUCUUCAGUUACAUUUAGAAGGGCAACAAUUUGUUUCUUUUAAAAGUACUGAAAGCGUGAAUAGAAUAUUAAAUAAUCCGAUGAUUAGAAAAACAAUGUUACCUGAAUUUUUUACUAUGAAUAGCAAUGAUGAACAUGCUAAAGAUAUGCAAUUACUAUAUAAGGAAUUUCCAGAACACUUCGUAUGGUCUCCGGGAUAUAAAAUGUGGACACGUCGACAAAAACGUAAUGUAAUUGGACGUGUUGUGACAUGUCAUCCAACAGAAGGGGAAAGAUAUUAUCUUAGGUUACUAUUGAUGAAUGUAAGAGGACCAAAAUCAUAUGAAGAUCUUCGCACCGUUAAUGGUGUACCUUGUAGUACAUUUAGAGAAUCUGCAGAAAAAAGAGGACUACUAUACUGUAGUAAUAGUUUGAUUGAAUGUAUGUCAGAGGCGGUAAGCUAUCAGAUGCCAUAUAGUUUGAGACGUUUAUUUGCAACAUUGUUAGUAUAUUGCAGCCCUACUAAUCCAAAAGAAUUAUGGGAAAUGUUUGAGGAUUCAAUGUCCGAAGACUUUAAGCGUUUCUCGAAUAUCAUGACACAAAGUGUUCGACAUAACGUCUUAAGCCAUAUCAACGAUAUCUUAUAUUCUAUGGGCCAUGACAUAAAUGAGUAUAAGCUUGUUCCAGAAAAUAUUAGACCUUCUGUGACUGCAAAGGAUGCAAAAGAUGUUCAUUUUGAGAGAAACAUAAUUGUUAGUGAAGAAGACUUGUUGUUACCAACGAGAUUGAAUGGCGAACAAUGGCGGUCAUAUAACACAAUAAUUGAUAGAAUAUCUUCUAAGCAAUCAGGAGCUUUUUUCAUUGAUGGUCCCGGCGGAACAGGUAAAACUUUCUUAUAUCGUGCAUUAUUAGCAACUAUCAGGUCUUAA
Molecule: messenger RNA, 3069 nt
Organism: Nicotiana attenuata
Lineage: Eukaryota; Viridiplantae; Streptophyta; Magnoliopsida; Solanales; Solanaceae
Exons: 9
Coding region: 1-3069 (1022 amino acids)
Biological process (GO): telomere maintenance; DNA repair
Molecular function (GO): DNA helicase activity
Source: RefSeq, a predicted model, not a curated record